Messenger RNA from Sesamum indicum (sesame), 1570 nucleotides. RefSeq names its product F-box protein CPR1-like. Gene Ontology annotation, molecular function: protein binding. The record is from RefSeq and is a predicted model, not a curated record. NCBI's taxonomy places the organism in Eukaryota, Viridiplantae, Streptophyta, Magnoliopsida, Lamiales, Pedaliaceae.
CUCAAUUUAUGUCUUGAAAUUGCAGAAACGUUGUAUGUUGCUAAUUAGUCUCCAUGAAUCUAUUACCUUCAUCAUGAUCAGUUUGUCUUAGCCAUAAUAUUACCUCUUGUAAUUAGUUAAUGAUGUCUGGUUACGACUCAUGCAUGAUUUUGUAAGCAAUUUCUAGUAAGUGGGCUGUCCUCAUCCAUCUUGAAGAAGCAGAAUUUGCAGAAAGAUCCUUCUCUCACUUGUUGCAGGUAACAGAUUUGCAGGUUAAAUCAUGAAUUCUGAGGAGAGUCCAUUGCCUCAAGAUCUGAUAAUCGAGAUACUGUCAUGGCUUCCGCCGGAGACCCUCUCGAGCUUCAGAAGCGUCUCCAAAUGGUGGUGUUCUACAAUCAGCGACCCCAAAUUCGUCGCCAAACAUCAAUACCACUUCGGUGCUUCCCUGAAAAACAGUAACAGCAACCGUAUAGUAAUUCUGACUGAAAGACACGCAGAUCCCCGCGCUCCCCUCAAACUGCGCCUGUUCCCCGAAAGCAAUCCUGGUACACUUCCCGUGAAUAACAUGGAACUAGACCUGGGGAAGAGAGGUGCAGCUGAAAGCUGCAGAAUUAUGGGUUCUUGCGAUGGACUCUUCUGUCUCGCCAGUUCUUCGUCCGAUUACGUGGGCAUACAACUGUGUAAUCCAUGCGUUAGAUGGGCAACUGGACUACCGGUUCAUCGUUUCACCGAUGAAUUCAAUCCAGUCGAUCUAUACUAUGGCAUUGGAUUCGACGCAUCUGUGAAUGAUUACAAGGUUUUAAAGCUCAGGCGUCCCGUCACUUCCCGCAUGCACAUGCCUGGAGCAGCUGCAGUGUUUUCCGUGAAGGCUAGGUCCUGGAAAAGACUGAACGUCUCAGUUCCGCCUAAUAUUCCACUCGGCAGGUCAGUUUUCCUGCAUGGAUUUGUCCACUGGCUCACCUGUUUACCGUCGUUAUACAAUAAUAUCAAGCGCAUCAUGUUAUUCGACAUUUGUAAUGAGGUUUUUGGGGAACUGCAAUUGCCGGAAAUAGACAGGGACCUGGAUACCAAUGCUUGUGCAGACAUUUCGAUAUCUGUGGUGAUGGGAUCUCUCUGCGUGUUGGUUGCGGAAUCAAGAACGCAUAUAAGCUGUGAUGUGUGGGUGAUGAAAGCAUACGGGGUCGUGGAAUCAUGGAGCAAACAGUUCAGCGUUGUGCUCGGGGGAGGAAUCACCAAAUGUGUGGAACUAACAGUUGGAGGCAAAAUUCUAUGCUGUACUGAAAAUAGUGAACCUAGAAAUGUGAGCAGGCACGGAGAGCUUCGUUACGAGCCUUUGUCUUCUCAGCUGGUUUUAUAUGAUCCUGCAAUGGAUGAAUACAGAUAUGUUGGGCCAGCUCCGUCUUGUAAACAUGUCGUUUCACUUGUAGCAAGUCUUGCACUUCUUAAUGGUACGAUUUAGCAUGGAACAAGUUCUUUCAGCAUGGUUACAUGUAUAAUAUUUGUCAUUUAUUUUAUUUAAAUAAAAAGUUUCUUUAUGUAUUAUGUAUAUAGAUGCGUAAAGUGCAUUUUACCCUCCCUCUGUUUUAAUAAA